AUGAAGACCCAUGGACGUGGAAUAGAUAUUGUCGGAUGGGUACAGGCCUCCGAGCCACCUUCCAUGCACCUGCCAAGGAAAGAGAAUCCCCGUCGACCUUCAGAAUCUGGCAACUGCUCGGUUCGCUCUGCUUAUUGCUCCCGCGGAAUCGGACGCGAGCCCAACAUCCGCCUCGCCAACUCUUGCGGAAGUCUAGCGAAGUUAGAUGAGCUCGACAAAGUCAAGACCCACUUGGACAACUUCAAAGAUCGAGAAAAAGAGCGACACAAAGCUGAAAAGCGACGCAAGCGCCAAGAACAACGCGUAGUCGAUCUACUCACUGUAAAAGCUGCUUUGUCCGUGCUUCGUGAGACUUGCUGGUACUGGGGCGCGAUAACUGGAUCAAGGGCGGCCGAGUUGCUUUCAAAAUGUUCACCCGGCACCUUCCUGCUCCGAGACUCAUCAGAUAGAAGGUACCUCUUCUCCCUGUCGAUUAUGACUGUGCAAGGGCCAACAUCCGUGAGACUUCUGUUUUCGAAGGGUUGCUUUCGACUGGAGUCCUCUGGUGUAGUCUCGCCCCGCUCGCCGUGCAUCGUAUCUCUCAUCAUUCGAAUGGCGUACCUUGCUCGAAACACCAGCUACUCCAAGAAACCCAUCUCCGAAGAGCAAUCAACUGCAGACAUUUUCGCUUCCAUGACCAUUGGAAUGCCUCAGAAAAGCAACACGCCUUCACUCCUAGAGAAGCCCCUAUUCGUCAAAGUUCCGAGUCUCGCUCAUCUGUCUCGUCUUGCUGUAAAUCGCUUCAACUUGCGGCAGUUCUGUGAUCAGAAGAGUCUGGAAUAUGUGAAGCAAUAUCCUUAUUCUGUAUAA
Messenger RNA from Oikopleura dioica, 849 nucleotides. Lineage: Eukaryota; Metazoa; Chordata; Appendicularia; Copelata; Oikopleuridae. The record is from the annotation of a GenBank genome assembly.